AUGAUCCAUGCGGCUGCUCCCCAUUUUCUGUGGCCGUUCGCGGUUCAGUACGCUGCGCAUCAGAUCAACCUUCAGCCUCGUGUCUCCUUGCCGGAGACCACACCUACUCUGCGGUGGACGGGGAAGGUUGGCGAUGCGUCCGCGUUCCGUGUCUGGGGAUCUCGAGCUUUUGUCCGCGAUACUACAGCGGACAAGCUGUCCUCCCGUGCCGUUCCCUGUGUCUUCCUUGGCUUCCCUCCUGACGCACCCGGGUGGCAGUUCUACCACCCCAGCUCGCGUCGUGUUCUGUCCUCUCAGGACGUCACGUUUGACGAGUCGGUGUCGUACUACCGUCUCUUUCCCUACCGCACUGCCUCUCCCCCUCCCCCGCCGCUCUUCCUUGCCCCAGGUACUCCUCCGGUAGACCCCCUCCCCCCCCAGGGUCCUGCCCCCUCAGGUGUGUCCCAGGUAGACCCUGACGAGCCGGUCGAGGUAGCUGUCGACUCAGGUGCUGCUAGGGGUGCUGACCCUGCGGGUGCGGGGACUGGGGGUGCUGAGACGGGGGGUGCUGAGUCUGGGGGUGCUGAGACUGGGCGUGCUGAGCCUGGGGGUGUGGCGCCUGAGGGUACUGUGUCUGGAGGUGCUGAGCCUGCGCGUGUUGAGUCUGGAGGUGCUCUGGGUGUCCCGUCGCAGCGGGAGCCCCUCUCUCCACAGCGGCUUCAUGAGUGGUACUCUCGGAGCUGUCGGGUUGCUGCUGGAGGUGCUGCUGGUGCGGGUGCUGCUGGAGGUGCUGGCGCUGCUGGAGGUGGUGCUGGUGCUGGAGCUGCUGGAGGUGCUGCUGGUGCUGGAGCUGCUGGAGGUGCUGCUGGUGCUGGAGCUGCUGGAGGUGCUGGUGCUGCUGGAGGUGGUGCUGGUGCUGGAGCUACAGGAGGUGCUGCUGGUGCUGGAGCUGCUGGAGGUGCUGCUAGGACUGGAGACCCUGAGGCUGAGGGUACCGGUUCUGUCUCUGCUGUUUCUCGAGGCGCUGCGCGGCCGCGGCCGUACUACGUUCCGCUUCUUCAGCAGGUUCUUGGCUCCCCACCUUCUCCUGGUCCUCCUCCUCCUUCCUUGAGUCCACCGCCUGUCCCGUCUCAGUCGCAGUUACAGCCGGCCUCUCCGCUGCCUGGUCCUUCUCCUUACUCUGGUCCGACUAGAGGUCUUACGGAGCGUCGUGAGCCUGAGUCGCGUCCUGUGUCGCCUGCGUCUCGUUCUACGUCGCCUGUCCGUUCUGUUCGCGCUGGUCGUGUUUCGCGUCCGCGUCUUCCUCCUGUCCCUGGCACUCACUCUAUGACUUUGCGUCCUUCCACUGCUCCACAGCGUGUCCCUCUGCCCUCUCCUCCUGCGUCCUCUCUUCCUGACGGUCCGGACCCGGAGUCUGACUCCCUUCGUGCUGCUAGUCCUACUGUCACGCGCUUUCUGGCCACUGCUGUCACUGACCCCCUGUUUGAGUUCUCUGCUACGUCUGCUCUUGUUGCUGAGCUUGUUGACUUUGCUGCACCCUGUCGCCUAGACUACGCCGCUAGUCUUGUUGCUGAGUCUGCGUCUGUGUCUGUCUGUCCUCCGUCCGUCGGGGGUGAGUGUGCUCUUGGCACGGACGUCCUUGAGGACAGGCAGGAGGACCUUGAGUGCUUUGCUGCUGCUUCACCUCAUCUCGUGUCCAUGCUGCUUGCCCCUGAGGGAGACCCGGAUGCACUAGACAUCCCGACCCCGCGCUCUUAUGCAGAGGCGAUAGAGGGUCCCUACUCCUCCCAGUGGCAGGCAGCCAUGGACGCAGAGAUGGCUUCUUGGAAGUCCACAGGCACCUACGUAGACGAGGUUCCCCCACCUGGGGCGAACAUCGUCAGUGGCAUGUGGAUCUUCAGGGUGAAGCGGCCGCCGGGUUCUCCGCCUGCCUUCAAGGCGCGUUACGUUGCACCCUUCCUACAGGGCAGCCUGCACGAGGAGAUCUGGCUGCGCCGCCCACUUGGCUUCACUGGGUCGUUUCCUGCUGGUACCCAGUGGAGCCUCCGGCGGCCAGUCUACGGUCUCCGCCAGGCGCCCCGUGAGUGGCACGACACGCUCAGGACGACUCUUGCUGCUCUUGGUUUUUCUCCUUCCACUGCUGACCCUUCUCUGUUUCUACGCACUGACGCUACUCUGCCGCCGUUCUACGUUCUUGUGUACGUAGACGACCUUGUCUUUGCUACUGCUGACACGGAGGCACUCGCCCACGUGAAGUCCGAGCUGCAGAAGAGACACACGUGCACAGACCUGGGUGAGCUCACAAGCUAUCUUGGCUUGCGGAUCACCCGGGACAGAGCACAGCGCACCAUUACCUUGACUUAG
Molecule: messenger RNA, 2343 nt
Organism: Closterium sp. Naga37s-1
Lineage: Eukaryota; Viridiplantae; Streptophyta; Zygnematophyceae; Desmidiales; Closteriaceae
Source: the annotation of a GenBank genome assembly